AUGACGCCAGCGAAGGCGUGAACGUGUCAGGUGACGCGAGAGGCGAGCGAACGGGUCAUGUGGUUGUGAGUCUGGCUUCGGUGUCGGAGCGUCGGUACCAAGGUCGGGAUGUCGGUGGACAUCAAGUUAAAACGGGCAAACAAAGUGUAUCAUGAGGGGGAAACGCUGUCUGGGGUGAUUAUUUUAUCCAGUAAAGAACCCAUCCAGCACCAGGGUAUCACCCUGACCAUGGAUGGAACCGUCAGCCUCCAGCUCAGUGCAAAGAGCGUUGGUGUGUUUGAAGCUUUCUACAAUUCUGUCAAACCUAUCCAGCUUAUCAGCAAUAAUAUAGAAGUAGUCAAGGCAGGGAAACUUCCCAGUGGCCGGACAGAAAUCCCUUUUGAAUUCCCACUGAAAGUCAAAGGCAGUAAAGUCCUCUACGAGACAUACCAUGGGGUCUUUGUAAAUAUACAGUACACACUUCGGUGUGACAUGCGACGACCACUCCUUGCGAAGGAUUUGGUGAAGAACUGUGAAUUUAUUGUCUAUUCCUUGCCUCAGAAAGGGAAGUUAACCCCCACCCCGGUGGAUUUCAGCAUCACCCCUGAAUCCCUGCAAAAUGUUCGAGAGAGAACUCCACUACCUGGAUUCAAGAUCUGCGGCCGCCUCGACUCAACAAACUGCAUCAUCACCCAGCCACUGACUGGCGAGCUGGUGGUGGAGAACCUGGACGUGCCUGUCAAAAGCAUUGAGCUCCAGCUGGUGCGAGUGGAAACCUGUGGUUGUGCUGAAGGUUACGCCAGAGAUGCCACAGAAAUUCAGAACAUCCAGAUAGCUGAUGGCAAUGUUUGCCAAGGUUUGGCCAUACCUAUCUACAUGGUGUUUCCCCGACUCUUUACUUGCCCCACGCUGGAAACAACAAAUUUCAAAGUCGAAUUUGAGGUGAAUAUUGUGGUGAUUCUCCAGGAUGAUCACCUGAUCACCGAGAAUUUCCCGCUUAAAAUCUACCGUUUUUGAAUUCUGCGCGGAUGGAGCUAUUGAUUUGGGGACGUGUUGUCGAAGGACUUGGAAGACAUUCCAUUCUGAGAAGCUCACUUUCUACAAAACCUGGCUCUCAUUUUUUUGAGAACUGGAUACUUUUCUUAUUUAAAACAAAAUAAAUAUUUGCACAUUUGACUUUU
Molecule: messenger RNA, 1160 nt
Organism: Hypanus sabinus (Atlantic stingray)
Lineage: Eukaryota; Metazoa; Chordata; Chondrichthyes; Myliobatiformes; Dasyatidae
Gene: vps26c
Product: VPS26 endosomal protein sorting factor C
Exons: 8
Coding region: 109-996 (295 amino acids)
Biological process (GO): intracellular protein transport
Cellular component (GO): endosome
Source: RefSeq, a predicted model, not a curated record